AUGGGGAAAGUUACUUCACCAUUGAGUACCGCCAACUGGCGCAGACCGCAGUUUUCCCACGACCAGAAUAUUCGCCAGGUCAAGAUGCCCAGGAAGCGAAAGCCAUCGACCUCUGCCACCGAGUUUGACGUGACCGAUGCAGCUACCCACUGGCGAAAGCCCGUCGCCGGCGUUGACUCUUUACACAGCGCAACCGAUCCGAUGUCUGCGGGGGAUCAGCAUAUCCUGAAGAAGCUUGACGGCAAUCCCUCGGCUACGGCCAAAUGUGCCGUGGCCAGUGCCGUUCCUGUUGCCAGCGAUGGGAGCAAGAUGUCCUCCUAG
Colletotrichum destructivum is the source of this 321-nucleotide messenger RNA. RefSeq lists its product as uncharacterized. The record is from RefSeq and is a predicted model, not a curated record. Bases 1 to 321 code for a protein of 106 amino acids. The transcript has a single exon. NCBI's taxonomy places the organism in Eukaryota, Fungi, Ascomycota, Sordariomycetes, Glomerellales, Glomerellaceae.